AGAGUGAGACCCUGUCUCAAAAAACAAACAAAAAAAAAAACAAAAAAACCACACCUGGUGCAACUCAGGUGUGUUCCAUGCAACCUCCCAGAACUCCCCAGCAGGAUAACAUACUAGUUGCCCACAAUGGCAACCUGCUCAUGAAUGCACAUUUUGAUUUCCCUCCCGUCCUCAUCUCACAUCCUCACUCCCCUCCUGGUGCCUCCUGGGGUCACCUCCUAAUUGAGUACUUGUUCUCAAAUCCCUGUCUCAGGGUCUGCUGCUGGAAAGCCCAAUCCAAAAGAGCGUGUAAAGUGCCUGACAGAAAGAGGACACUUGAUAAAUGCUAGCCAGCUCACUAGUGUGAAAGUGUCAUGAAGGCAGAAGUCAUCCAUUUGAAUAUGACUGUCUCCCCAGGUCCAGGUGCUGGCACAGAGGUGGCACCUAAUACACAUGUAUUGAAGAAAUCAAUAGACAUGCUCCUCCCACCACCCUGUCCUUUCCCUCCCUCCCUUUCCCUAGUCUCACUCUCAUUUCCCCCAGUCCCACAUUUUCUUUCCUAGUGCUCUUUUUCUCCUCUCAUGGAGGAAGGAUGCUCUGGGCCCAAAUACCCCUUUGCUGUCCCAAAAGUUCCACUCUGGAAAUGAGCCCUCCCGCAGCAUUGUGACAUCACUGUGCACUAGCCAAUGGCUGCCUGCCUAAGCUGGGUCCCUGGUCUCCUGGGACUAUUAGCCCUCUGUUGAUAGGGAGAAGCCAACAUCUCCUGCAGGACCCCCUAAUCUUCAGGGCAGCUCCCAGAGCAUGGAUCCCUCCUGAUUCCACUCAGCCCGAUGUUCCUCACCGUCAAGCUGCUCCUGGGCCAGAGUCUGAAGGUGUCAGGGCAAGAGAGUGUAGCCACGCUGAAGAGACUGGUGUCCAGGCAGCUGAAGGUGCCUGAGGAGCAGCAGCACCUGCUUUUCCGUGGCCAGCUCCUGGAGGAUGACAAGCACCUCUCUGACUACUGCAUUGGGCCCAAUGCCUCUAUCAAUGUCAUCAUGCAGCCCUUGGAGAAGAUGGCGCUAAAGGAGGCCCACCAGCCCCAGCCCCAGCCCCUGUGGCACCGGCUGGGACUGGUCCUAGCUAAACACUUUGAACCACAGGAUGCCAAGGCCGUGCUGCAGCUGCUAAGGCAGGAGCACGAGGAGCGCCUGCAGAAGAUAAGCCUGGAGCACCUGGAGCAGCUGGCCCAGUACCUCCUGGCAGAGGAGCCUCACGUGGAGCCAGCUGGAGAGAGGGAGCUUGAGGCGAAGGCACGGCCUCAGAGCUCCUGUGACAUGGAGGAGAAGGAGGAGGCAGCAGCUGAUCAGUAAACGGGCCAUCCUACCCAUUUGCAUGCUUAAA
Messenger RNA from Pan troglodytes (chimpanzee), 1359 nucleotides. RefSeq names its product ubiquitin like 4B (gene UBL4B). The record is from RefSeq and is a predicted model, not a curated record. Bases 810 to 1328 code for a protein of 172 amino acids. Lineage: Eukaryota; Metazoa; Chordata; Mammalia; Primates; Hominidae. Gene Ontology annotation, molecular function: protein binding. The transcript has a single exon.